AUGUCGUGGGCUUCCGGCGCCCGCUCCACCUCGAGGGCGGUCGCUCGCCAGAUCCGCCACACAGCUUCAUCACACCGCGCAGCCACGCCACACGCACCAAGGGGCGUCCGGAACAUUGUCACCUCCUACGCCGCGGAUUCCAGGCUCGCCGCUUGCAGGAUUCUUCCGCCACCGCCGGAACGGGCUUCUUGGACCUCCGCCGCACCGCCUUUCGUUGCGACAUGGCACUCGACCGUCUGCUCCUCAAUAGCCACGGACAAGGGCAAGGCACGGGCCUCGCCCCGACACGUCGGGACCGCCUCUCCGCCGCUGCUCUAUGGAAAUCGCCCGACGGGGUCACUGCCAAAAGCGCACGCCGCUUCGCCUCCGCGGAUACGCCUGCUCUCAUCCAGCGCCAGUUCGAGGCUUGCACCGACAAUACCCACGCCCUACGUCGCCGAGCCGCCGCCGGGCCCCCCUCGCGAUGGCCUCACCGGGCUAGGGACCACCCACCUCUCCCCGGACAUCCUGCUGCGCUGCACCAUCUUUGACGCCGCCGGCCUGGCCAAGUCGAGCAGCGGCGUCUUCAAGAAGUCGAAGCUCUGCUCCGACCACGGCCUCGAGCCGCGCGACCUGCGCAAGAUCGACUCGCGCGUGCCCAACCUCGUCCCCACCAUCCUCGCCCGCAAGGACGGCAUCCUCGUCAACAUCCUCCACAUCCGCGCCAUGAUCAAGGCCGACAUGGUCCUCCUCUUUGACAGCUACGGCAGCUCCGACACCCAGCUCCACUCGGCAUUCGUCUAUAACCUCCAGUUUAAUCUGCGCCAGACGUCGUCGACGCUGCCCUACGAGUUCCGCGCGCUCGAGUCGAUCCUGGUCUCGGUGCUGGAUGCGCUGCGCAUCGAACUCGAUCUGAUCCGCAGCUGGGCCAGCCGCAUCCUCGAGGGCCUCGACGACGACGUCGACCGCGAGAAGCUGCGCGCGCUGCUCCAGGUGUCGCGCAAGCUCAACAGCUUCCUCAGCCGCAGCCGCGGCGUCAAGGGCGCCGUCACCGAGGUGCUCGACGACGACGAGGACAUGGCGCUAAUGUACCUCACCGACUCCAAGCAGGGCCAGGCGCGCACCGAGCAGAGCAAGAUGGACGAGCUCGAGCUGCUCCUCGAGAGCUUCGACAAGCAGGUCGAAGAGGUGCUCGCCGAGACUGAGCAGAUCCACAACGACAUGAACAAUACCCAGGAGGUCGUCGAGCUCAUCCUCGACAACAACCGCAACAAGCUGCUCGCCCUCGACCUGCGCACCAGCAUCGCCACGCUCGGCAUCUCGGCCGGCACGCUGUGGGCCGGCCUCUUUGGCAUGAACCUGACGUCGCACUUUGAAGAGGACCAGUACGCCUUCUUUGUCUCGAGCGCCUUUGCCAUCCUGACGGCGGCCGUCGUCUCGGCCUACGGCCUCCGCCAGCUGCAGCGCCUUCGCAGGGUCGGCCUGCAGCUGCGCGAGCCGUUUGGCAUGACCAGGGGCGCCGCCGGACGCCCGUCCAAGUACGGCUCCGACAAGUACGGCAGCGGCGCCGGCGGCGGGCGCAAACGUCGGUGGUGGUUCCCCUUUGGCUCGUCGUCGAGGUCGCCCGCACCGGCAUCCGCUUCGGUGCCCGCCUACCCACUAGCCUCGGCGACCAUGUCGGGCUACUACGGCGGUCCGACGUCGGGCAACGCCAACAACGGCACGCGCUUCGUCUCGCCGUUUAUGAGGAUCGACGAAAAGUACCAGCAGGCGCUGGCGCAGCACAUGUCGGAUGCCGAGGGUGACCCUAGGCACCCCUUCCCGACGACGCCAUCCUCGAAGGCGGCGUCUGGCGACGAAGCCCACGAGAGGCGCGGUCCGCUCUACGCCGGCGUCUCCUCCGAUGGUCGGCAUGACGAUGCCGGUGAUGGCAGCGCCCCCGGUGGCGAAGGCGACCAGCAGCCUGGUGGUCUCGGCGGAGUCGGCCUCUCGAGCAAGUGGGAGGCCCGCAAGAAGCGCAAGGAGCAGUAG
Pseudozyma flocculosa PF-1 is the source of this 2010-nucleotide messenger RNA. RefSeq lists its product as uncharacterized. The transcript has a single exon. The record is from RefSeq and is a predicted model, not a curated record. Bases 1 to 2010 code for a protein of 669 amino acids. Gene Ontology annotation, molecular function: magnesium ion transmembrane transporter activity. Gene Ontology annotation, cellular component: mitochondrial inner membrane. Gene Ontology annotation, biological process: mitochondrial magnesium ion transmembrane transport. NCBI's taxonomy places the organism in Eukaryota, Fungi, Basidiomycota, Ustilaginomycetes, Ustilaginales, Ustilaginaceae.